AUGGGCAUGACUGCUGCGCUGAUCGCUCUCUAUCUGGGAGACAACCCGUACUCCUCUAACCUGAUCCCGGACAUGCUGCGAACUCUCGAGAUCCGGAUGCUUGGACUUCUGGAGGAAGUAGCCGAGCUAACGACCGAAGCUCAGAUGGAUGGAUGGAUCGAAUGCCGGACUUUCCACGCCAUUGACUAA
This is a messenger RNA of Penicillium verrucosum, 189 nucleotides long. RefSeq lists its product as uncharacterized. Lineage: Eukaryota; Fungi; Ascomycota; Eurotiomycetes; Eurotiales; Aspergillaceae. The coding region runs from base 1 to 189 and encodes 62 amino acids. The transcript has a single exon. The record is from RefSeq and is a predicted model, not a curated record.